AAAACUUCAACCCCACAACGGUAGCGAUAGGCGACGCGCCGAUGGCGACGUGACGUCAUCGGUAUGCGACAGGAAUUCGACACCGAAGACGCGAUGGCGGAGUCUGAGACAAAGAAGAUUAUUAAGUUGGUCCCUGAGAACCUUCUUAAGAAAAGAAAAGCGUAUCAGGCGAUUAAAGCCACUCAAGCCAAGCUCGCAUUACUCGAGAGAAGAAAGACAAAGAAAGGACAGUUGAAGUUCAAGCGCCUGGAGGAAUAUCAUAAGUACAGCAGGAUAAAGCAGAGAGAUGAUGUACGUCUGGCGAGAUUCAAGCACAGACCUCCUCCUGCUCUUCCUCCAGCCAAGAACAGCCUGGUGUUUGCUGUGCGCAUUCGACAGAUUAAAGGUGUCAGUCCAAAAGUGAGGCAGGUCAUUUGCAUGUUCAGGCUGCGCAAAAUCUUCAGUGGUACCUUUAUUAAAGUCAGCAAGACCUCGAUGAACAUGCUGCGAGUCAUCGAGCCCUACGUUGCCUGGGGAUUUCCUAAUUUGAAGUCGGUUCGUGAGCUCAUCUUGAAAAGAGGCCAGGGCAAGGUUGAUAAGAGAAGGAUUCCUCUUACAGACAACACCGUCAUUGAGAAGUAUUUAGGCCAGCAUGGGAUCAUAUGUUUGGAGGACCUCAUCCAUGAGAUCUACUCAGCUGGAAAGAAUUUCAAGGUAGCGAACAGCUUCCUCUGGCCCUUCCAUUUGUCUGUUCCCCGACAUUCCGCCAGAGAUAAAGCUGGCCUUUUGAAAGACAUGGGCGAGCCAGGACCUCGAGCCGAGGACAUUAACAGAGUGAUCAGGAAAUUUAACUGAGCCUCUCUAUGUGGGAACUUGGACAAACUGUACUGUUUUAUGGAGAGUUAUUGGCUUUCCUGCCUUUCCCUUUCCCAGUUCUGGCAUAUAUUUCAACUCCUUACCCUAGAAAAGAAGGACUGGACCAGAGUUUUUCUUCACCAGUGUGUAAUGACUGAAAAGCUAAAAUGUUCUGUGUCGCAGGCCACAGUGUUAUUUAAUUCUGUGCAGCAAGUUUUAUAUUAAAGCAAAUGUUAGUUUAUUAUAAAUGGUAAUCACAUGGCAUUUGAGUGUCUGUGUUUAAACCCAAUUCGCCAGCUCCCACUCCUUCAUCUCUUAGUGUCUCACAGUCUGGGAUGGUUCAAGACUGCUAGCAUGUGCCUCCUCAGCCACUAGAUUUCACCACAGAGCAGCGGAACACACUGACAAAAGUGCUAACUGCCCUCUUCUGCAUCCACGAGCUCACACACAGUUCGUAAGUUGUUCUGGGAGUAACGUUGACCCUCACAUGCAAGCAUCAGGGCCACUUUUACUCUCUUGGACUCUGGGCUUGUGACAUCAGCAUUCCAACUUGCAAUCACAAUCGAAUAGUCUGUCUUUUUUAAUGUCAAUAAAAUAUUGUAAAAAUACAGAAGAAUACAACUACAGUUGAAAGGUGGGAUUUAUGGACAGUUGCAUGACAGAUGUUUAUUUCCCAUUGUUUUGCCCAAUAAUAUCAGACUAGACAUCAGUUCAUGUGUUUCAAUCCCUGCAGACUCUGUCCUCCCUACUUCCAUAUCCUGUUUUUUUUUUUUUUUUUUAAAUAAAGUUAAUUGAGUGUUUAUUCAAUAAGAAAUUACAAGUAGAUGGAUGUAGGGGGCUGGACCUUUUCUCAACCUCCCACGUUUGUCGCUAAUUAUUAGUGCAUUGUCGCCAUGCAUACGUUUUCAUUUUAUUAAAAAGCAGUGACCUCUACAA
Messenger RNA from Neoarius graeffei (lesser salmon catfish), 1770 nucleotides. RefSeq names its product ribosomal protein L7-like 1 (gene rpl7l1). Gene Ontology annotation, biological process: maturation of LSU-rRNA from tricistronic rRNA transcript (SSU-rRNA, 5.8S rRNA, LSU-rRNA). The transcript has 6 exons. The coding region runs from base 64 to 834 and encodes 256 amino acids. Gene Ontology annotation, molecular function: structural constituent of ribosome; RNA binding. The record is from RefSeq and is a predicted model, not a curated record. NCBI's taxonomy places the organism in Eukaryota, Metazoa, Chordata, Actinopteri, Siluriformes, Ariidae. Gene Ontology annotation, cellular component: cytosolic large ribosomal subunit.